CCAGUGGCCCUAAUCACUCUUGCAGUCACCACUGUCGCCGUCCGUCUCUCCUUCUCCUUCUUAGGGACCAUUCCUCCUCUUUCAGACCAGAUUCUAGGUUAGGGUUUCAUCAUCAUCGGCUAAAGUUUCAAUCUUUGAAAUUUCCGUUAUCUGUUGAUCUCAUUAUUCUCUGAUUUUGUGUAGUUUCCACAAGUUUAUUCCUUUUGAUACAUUCUUGGGGUUUUGUUGUAUUUGCAAAAGCUUUUUUUGGAAGAAGCUUCUUAUAGCUUGCUGGAUUUGAUUUGAUAUUUGUCGAAAUUGCCCUGUUUACAGAAGAGGAAAAAUGGCAGGAUGUGCAAUGAAUCUUCAGUUCUCAAGUGUUGUGAAAGUGAGAAACGAGAUCUCUUCUUUUGGGAUUUGUAAUCGAGACUUUGUAUUUAGAGAUUUAGCCAAGGCAAUGAAAGUGCCUGUUUUGCGGAUUAGAGGUGGUUCAGGUAGGCAAAGGUCGAGGCUUUUCGUGGUUAAUAUGUCUCAAUCUCCCAUUGAGCCACAAUCUGGUGGUUUUGCGGCUACUGAACAAAUUAAAGGAGAAGGUGAUAAUAGUAUCUUAGGGAAAGACAAUGUUAGAAACUUAGGAACUGAUCAGCUUGAGAAUUUGGAUAUUGAUGGUAAUGUUGGAGAUGGUUUUAAUGGUAGUGAUGGUAAUGGGGGUGGUGGAGGAGGUGGAAAUGGAGGAGAAGGUGAUGGUGAAGGUGAAGACUACGAAGAAAAAGAGUUUGGACCGAUAUUGAAAUUUGAAGAGGUCAUGAAGGAGACUGAAGCUAGAGGAGCUACUCUUCCAUCUGAUAUGUUGGAAGCUGCUAAGAACUAUGGGAUCCGCAAAGUGCUUCUCCUUAGGUACUUGGAUUUGCAGAGCUCAGCAGGGCUUCUUGGGUUUGCUAUAAGAUCAUGGGCUAUGCUUCGUAACAGAAUGUUGGCUGAUCCAUCUUUCCUCUUCAAAAUAGGGGCUGAGAUAGUCAUUGAUUCUUGCUGUGCCACUGUUGCUGAAGUUCAAAAGAGAGGGAAAGAUUUCUGGGCGGAGUUUGAGUUGUAUGUUGCUGAUCUUUUAGUUGGAACUGUGGUUAACAUUGCUCUGGUCGGUAUGUUGGCGCCUUAUGUUCGUUUUGGACAACCUUCCGCAUCACCUGGCUUCUUAGGACGCAUGGUUUUUGCAUAUAAUGCGCUUCCUAGCAGUGUUUUUGAAGCUGAAAGGCCAGGAUGUAGAUUUUCCGCUCAACAGAGACUUGCUACAUACUUCUACAAGGGUAUAAUGUAUGGUGCAGUUGGAUUUGGAUGUGGCAUUGUAGGUCAAGGCAUUGCAAAUCUUAUCAUGACUGCCAAACGGUAACACACAUCUCUUUCUGGUAGCUAAAAUCGAAAGGGUCAUGUAGUUCUUGGAUUUGACUUACUGUUUUCUUUUGUCACUCUCUUCUCUCAGAAACAUAAAUAAAUCAGAAGAGAACAUCCCGGUACCACCGCUAAUCAAGAGUGCAGCUCUCUGGGGUGUAUUCUUGAGUGUUUCUUCGAAUACUCGUUAUCAAAUCAUCAAUGGUCUAGAAAGAGUGGUCGAAGCAUCACCUUUUGCCAAGAAAUUCCCUCCGGCGGCUAUGGCCUUCACAGUUGGUGUACGGUUGGCCAAUAACAUCUACGGCGGAAUGCAGUUUGUGGAUUGGGCAAGAUUGAGCGGUUGUCAGUGAAAACAACCAAAAACUCUUUUUUGUGUGUCUUAUUUGAUGAAACCAUAUGUUGUUGUAGCCUACUCAUUUCUAUCUGUUUUACUACAUUUCCGUUGUUAUAUCUAAUAAUAAGAAUUUUCAGCUCGAA
This is a messenger RNA of Arabidopsis thaliana (thale cress), 1842 nucleotides long. It is a transcript of the gene LCD1, whose product is annotated as reticulata-like protein, putative (DUF3411). Lineage: Eukaryota; Viridiplantae; Streptophyta; Magnoliopsida; Brassicales; Brassicaceae. Gene Ontology annotation, biological process: L-ornithine transmembrane transport. The transcript has 6 exons. The record is from RefSeq and is marked reviewed. Gene Ontology annotation, cellular component: chloroplast membrane. Bases 323 to 1366 code for a protein of 347 amino acids.